Molecule: messenger RNA, 1910 nt
Organism: Nicotiana tabacum (common tobacco)
Lineage: Eukaryota; Viridiplantae; Streptophyta; Magnoliopsida; Solanales; Solanaceae
Product: protein DETOXIFICATION 16-like
Biological process (GO): xenobiotic detoxification by transmembrane export across the plasma membrane
Cellular component (GO): membrane
Molecular function (GO): xenobiotic transmembrane transporter activity; antiporter activity
Source: RefSeq, a predicted model, not a curated record
AACGUGUUAUUUCGUGAUGGAUAUCCCUCUUUCUUUCUUGGACUAUAUUUCUUGAAUAAACCAGAAAAGGGACAAAAGCAAAAUGGAAAGUCAAAGUUCAGGUCUGCAAGCUCUAUUAGUGUCAAACCAAGAAACAACAGGCCAUGAUUUUGAUAAGAAAGAAGCACAAGAACAAGAUUAUGGAAUAGGAAAACGAGAGAUUAUUGAAGAAGCAAAAAAGCAGCUAGGACUUGCUGUUCCUCUUAUAGCAGUCAAUAUUCUGCAGUAUUGUCUGCAAAUUAUUAGCAUAAUGUUCGUUGGCCACUUAGGAGAGUUGGCUCUCUCUGGCGCUUCAAUGGCUACUUCCUUUGCUUCAGUCACUGGAUUCAGUGUUUUGUUAGGAAUGGGAAGUGCACUGGAAACAUUAUGUGGGCAAGCCUAUGGAGCUAAGCAAUACCACAUGCUUGGCAUUUACACACAGAGAGCAAUGCUAGUUCUUCUUGUAUUGAGCAUUUUGCUUUUACUGAUAUGGUUCAACACCAGCACCAUUCUUAUCGCUUGUGAUCAAGACCCUGAUAUAUCUGCUGAAGCAGGACAAUUUAAUCGAUGGAUGAUCCCAGGACUUUUCGCGUAUGGCAUACUUCAAUGCCUCAAUAGAUUUUUACAGACUCAAAAUAUAGUGAUGCCGAUGAUGUUGACCUCUGGUUUCACAGCUUUGUUCCACAUUCUUAUAUGUUGGAUUUUUGUAUUCAAGAUUGGUCUUGGAAGCAAAGGGGCUGCUUUGGCUAAUGCCAUUUCAUAUUGGGUUAAUGUGUUUUUAUUAGCUGGUUAUAUUAAAUUUUUCCCAGCCUGUAGAAAAACUUGGACUGGUUUUUCAAAGGAAGCUUUGCAUGAUGUUCUGGAUUUUCUCAAGCUUGCCAUUCCUUCUGCAAUUAUGAUUUGCUUUGAAUAUUGGUCAUUUGAGAUGGUUGUUCUAUUAUCUGGCCUUCUUCCUAAUCCUAAAUUAGAGACAUCAGUAUUAUCAAUAAGUCUCAAUACUUGUUGGAUGGUAUACAUGGUUUCAGUAGGACUUGGUGCUGCUAUAAGUACAAGAGUUUCAAAUGAACUAGGGGCUGGUCGUCCACAAGGAGCACGAUUAGCUUUAUAUGUUAUUGUGGUAGUGGCCAUCUCAGUAGGAUUGAUAAUCGCGACCACCACCAUUUUGGUUCGUUUUGUAUGGGGGAAGCUAUACAGCAAUGAAGAAGAAGUAAUCAGAUAUGUCGCCAAGAUAUUGCCUUUGCUUGCUUUAUCUGAUUUCUUGGACGGCUUCCAAUGUGUGCUUUCAGGUGCUGCUAGAGGAUGUGGAUGGCAAAAACUCUGUGCAUUCAUCAAUCUUGGGGCUUAUUAUGUUGUGGGAUUACCUUCUUCUGUGCUCUUUGCAUUUGUCUUCCACACUGGAGGAAUGGGACUAUGGAUGGGAAUCAUUUGUGCAUUGUUAGUGCAAAAUGUGGCGCUUAUAGCGAUAAAUAUAUGCACUAAUUGGGAUAAGGAGGCAAGAAAAGCUGUAAAUAGAGUCCAAGUUUGUGGAUUAGUUGAAUGAUAUUUGGUGCGCCUUCUCGGACGGGGAAUCAGAAUGAGGGUUUGAGCCGUAGAAGCAGCCACUAAUACUUGCAUUAUGGUAGGCUAUCUAUAUCAUAUCCCUUAGGAUGCGGUUCUUCCUCGAACCCUGGCGUGAACGCGGGAUACCUUGUGGGAUGCCUUUUUUGAUUGUUAGAUUGUAUCAUGUAAUAUGCUAAUGUUUUCGAAUUAUAUUCCAGUUUAUCAUUUCUUACAUCCCAUUCAGGACAGAAGUUUAUAGUGAGUUUGCAUGUUUCAUCUUUUUGACAUUCUAAAUGUAAGAAUUAUACAAGUUCAGCCUGUAAAACAUAAAGGAAUUCUUGUGGAUAUUUUUA